CCGUCCAGCGACAGGCCGUGCCGCGCCGCGCCACCUCGCUGCUUGCCAGCGCGUCCGCGAGCUCGUCGCGUAGUGCCCGUCAGCGUAGUGUGUGAGUGUGUGUGUGUGUCGGUGCCUCACCAGUGUGUCAACGCGCCAGUGUCUCUUUCGUGUGUCCUCAUGGUCGGCCAGGAUGCGGCCGCGCCGUAGGCAGAGCCGGCGCAGCCCGUGAGUGCCUGCGAGCCACACGACGACCGCAGCGGGCGUAUCGCCGGCGCCAUGUCGUCCGCGAUGGACUCCCUCAUGAGCACGGUGGACACCAUCACCAGCGCCGACUCGGACGACCCGUCGUGCGCCACGUGCACCGCCCCGAUGGACGCGCCCGGCGGCUUCGUCGCCAAGUCACCGCCGCCCUCGCCGAAGGACAACAAGCUGGCCUCGAGCGCGGUGUCCACGACGCCCGCCACCCUGCCGCCCCUGCUGCCCUGCACGACGGCGUCCUCGCUGCUCACGGCCUCCAGCAAGCUCCAGUCUAGUCCUACCAACACGGCCUCCUCGCUCAAGACGCGCUCCCUGGACGGCCUGCUCAACCCGGGCCUCGGCCACCACACCGGCCACCACCUGGACGCCACCUCCACCACGACCACGGUCUCGGACGCGUCGUCGGGGCGCGCCGGCCGCGGCAGCACCAGCGACGAGAACGCCUUCCUGUUCCUCGGCUGCGUGCAGGCGCUGCUCGGCGUCCUCAUGGCCGUGUUCGGCGUCCUGGCCAUGCUGCACAGGGCGUCCAUGUCCAACGUCGGCGCGGGCGUGUGGGGCGGCGCCGUCACCUUCGUCUCGGGUGUGGUCGGGGUGAUCGCCGGGCUCCGCAGCUGCUACUCCAGCUCGCUGCGCGGCGGCUCCGGCUCGGGGCGGCCGCCCAUCGCGCCCACGGCCUUCAUGGCGCUGUCGCUGGUGUCGCUGGCCGUCGCCAACCUGGUCCUCGUGCUGGCCGCCAUCGGGCUGGUGCGCGACGCCCGCACGCCGGACAUACAGCUGCUGCGGGACCGCGAGGACGCCGGCGACGUGUCCGCCGAGGAGGCCAGCCUGGGCCCCGGGUCCAGCCACUGGGAGCGCGUGCUGGCGUCGUGCGGGCUGCUCGUGGCCUCGGGGCUGCAGCUCCUGGCCGCCAUCGCCAGCGGCUACCGCUGCUACCGCCUGGUGUGCCCCUGCGCCUCCAGGACGUCGCGGCGGCAUUCGCCGCUGUACAACCAGCGGAGUUCCGGCUCGCCAGACUCGCUGCACUCCGUGUCCGGGCUCUACUCCAGCGGCUCCAAGGAGCGCCUGGUGAGCCGCUGGCUGACCCGCCAGGUCCCCAACGGUGUGGGCCCCAACGGCCCCGUGUACACCGGCUCGCCCACCCCCAGCGGGCUGCUGCUGUUCACCACGCAGCCGCCGCCGCCGGCAGGGAGAGACGGUCGAACUCCCGGAUUCACUGCCAUCAGUCCGGGCCACCACCCCCAGACGGUGUACACGCUGACGCAGCCGCCAUCGCCGGGGCCGCCCUUCAUGGCGCCCACCUACCCGGGCGGCGUGCCGGCCGUGCCCUACUACUCGCACUACAUGAACCCCGUGGCGGGCCACCCCCGCGCGCGCCCGCACCGCCAGCACCGCGCCCAGCAGCGCCACCACCACCUGCCGACGCUGCCGUCGGACGAGCGGCUGCGCCGCGACCGGGAGCGCCGCCACCACCGCGACAGGCCGGCCCAGGGCAGCAAGCAGGCCAAGCCCCCCAAACCCAAGCCCGUGACGGAGGCCGACGUGGCCAGGACGUACACGGGGCUGGACAGGCGCAUCGCCGAGGAGUUCAUCAUGGCCAUGGACCGGCCCAGGCAGCGCGAGCCCCGCGACGACGACGAGCCGGCCACCAGGGUGGACUGAGUCACCGAGUCGGCGCCCAGCAGUGCCGAGCGAGCCGAAAAGACUUUCUUUUUAAAGUGAAAACAGUGACGGCGAAAUUUGAAUGGAGUCAUGGACCAUGUAAUGUCGGUAACCGAGGCCAGUUUGAUCCCCGAAAGGGCUUUAUUGCAACCGUGAGACCAUGAGGUGGGCAGAUGCGCGGCAUUACAUGCUCCAUGACCUCAGGUCAAAUAUUUGUUCAUAUCACAAAAGAAAGCAAAGAGUCCCAACACUAUUUUAGAUUUUAAUAAUAAGACUGUCCAGUAUAUUUAAAUUAUUCAAAGCGAGUGGUUUUAAAGUCGCAAAGGGAAAAACCAGUAUCAUUAUUUUUAAUGCGUUUUGUGUGCCAUGUUCAUGGAAGAGGAUAAAAAUGUUUCUCUGUUGUAUUUGAGCAGCUCUAAUUUCACACAUUUCCUUGCCAUAAGAAUCAGCCCUUUCUUGUUAGUUCCCUUCUGCUAUGUGAGGCUCUUAGGAACUUGAUCUUCCAUUGUGUAACAUAAACACAAAGUAAUGUUUCAUCUGUGUCUUUCCUUGUCUAUUUAAAAUAAUAUUUUUGUGAUACAAUUUACUUUUGAUGGUAUACUUUUUCUUUCAGACCUUAUAAUGUUCCAACAUCAGCUCAACUUCUAUUUUGAAUUUUCUACCAAGUUAUUUAUGAUUACAUGUAAAUAAAUAAAUCUAGCAUAUAACUUGUGAACAGUACCAAACAUAACGCUCAAAAAUUGUGAGGUACAACUUCACUCUCUUGUAUGAUAUGUAAAAUAAAAGCAAGACAAGACAAUAACUGAUUUUUAAAAAAAUAAUUGGACAUGUAAACUUGAAACAUAUGGUACUUGAAUCAAGGUGCCUUUUGUAGUUCAAAUAAGUGAUGAACUGAAUGUAUUUUUCUUUUUAUUAACGGUGUUUACAGAAACUGUUGAUACUACAAAUGAUGGUUUAUAUCCAGAAUGCACACAGCUGAUGUAUGUACAAUAUGUAACAUACUUUUGUAAAGAUAAAACUUGUAAUAAUAAAAUCUUAUUUCAUACAAAA
Messenger RNA from Thrips palmi, 2949 nucleotides. RefSeq lists its product as uncharacterized. Bases 259 to 1899 code for a protein of 546 amino acids. The record is from RefSeq and is a predicted model, not a curated record. NCBI's taxonomy places the organism in Eukaryota, Metazoa, Arthropoda, Insecta, Thysanoptera, Thripidae. The transcript has 8 exons.